ACCCCUCAAUAACCAAAGCAUCUUACUCAAAGUCUCAAACGAUAACCACAGGGAGAGGAGCUAGUAAAAAUAGCUAGCUAACUACCAGAGAGAGAUACAAUGGCCUCCUCUUCCUUAUUUCUCCUGGGUGCUCUUCUUGUGCUGGCCUCAUGGCAGGCCAUCGUCGCCUAUGAUCCUAGCCCGCUCCAAGAUUUCUGCGUUGCAGACAUGAACUCACCUGGUGUGUUGCGAGUGAAUGGAUUUGCUUGCAAGAAUCCAAUGGAUGUGAGCUCGGAAGACUUCUUCAAUGCAGCCAAGUUUGAUAUGCCAAGGAAUACUUUUAACAAGCUCGGGUCCAACGUCACCAACCUCAACGUCAUGGAGUUUCCGGGUCUCAAUACCCUUGGCAUCUCACUAGCUCGUAUCGACUACGCGCCAAUGGGUGUGAACCCACCACACAUACAUCCCCGUGCUACUGAGCUCCUUACCGUGCUUGAGGGAACACUCUAUGUUGGUUUUGUCACGUCCAACCCAAACAAGCUCUUCUCUAAGGUGGUUUGUAAGGGUGACGUGUUUGUGUUCCCUAAGGCAAUGAUUCACUUCCAAAUGAACCUAGAUCAUGACAAGCCAGCAGUUGCCCAAUCAGCACUCAGUAGCCAAAACCCUGGAGUUAUUACUAUUGCAAGCGCGGUGUUUGGCUCACAGCCACCGAUCUCCGAUGAUGUUCUGACCAAGGCGUUUCAGGUGGAAAAGAAGCUAAUUGAUUGGCUCCAAUCUCAGUUCUGGGAGAACAACUACUGAUUAUAUUCUUAUAUAUUUAUUGUGCUUUUGUGUAUGGGAGGGUGAUAUGCACCUUGCACUUUUCAUAAAGUAUGUUACAGUAUGUAAAAUAAACGGGCUUUUGCUGGCCAAUUAGUGUGUCACGAUAUGUUGCUACAGUCGUUUGAUUAUCCGUGUUUAAUAACUGGAAUGAAAUGGACAUUGUUACAUCCUCUUUUUCCUCGUUAAUAUAAAAGCUAAUGGUCGUUCAUGAAGUA
Molecule: messenger RNA, 1016 nt
Organism: Oryza sativa Japonica Group (Japanese rice)
Lineage: Eukaryota; Viridiplantae; Streptophyta; Magnoliopsida; Poales; Poaceae
Source: RefSeq, a predicted model, not a curated record